Messenger RNA from Sparassis crispa, 1116 nucleotides. RefSeq names its product Casein kinase I homolog hhp1. Gene Ontology annotation, molecular function: ATP binding; protein serine/threonine kinase activity. NCBI's taxonomy places the organism in Eukaryota, Fungi, Basidiomycota, Agaricomycetes, Polyporales, Sparassidaceae. Gene Ontology annotation, biological process: endocytosis; signal transduction; peptidyl-serine phosphorylation. Bases 1 to 1116 code for a protein of 371 amino acids. The record is from RefSeq and is a predicted model, not a curated record. Gene Ontology annotation, cellular component: cytoplasm; nucleus. The transcript has 4 exons.
AUGUCUCAAAUGCCGAACAACGAUCCGAAUGCACACAGGUUGGAUCUUAGGGUUGGCGGGAAGUAUAGGUUGGGGAAGAAGAUAGGCUCUGGUUCAUUCGGUGACAUUUACCUCGGAAUUAACAUCAUUUCCGGGGAGGAGGUUGCCAUUAAGUUGGAGUCCGUUAAGGCGAAGCACCCCCAGCUCGAGUAUGAGUCGAAGGUCUAUAAGACUUUGGCCGGUGGUGUCGGUGUUCCUUUUGUCCGUUGGUUCGGAACAGAGUGCGACUACAAUGCCAUGGUGAUGGAUCUCUUGGGGCCAUCCCUGGAGGAUCUCUUCAACUUCUGUAACCGCAAGUUCAGCUUGAAGACCGUACUACUUCUGGCUGAUCAGUUGAUUUCACGAAUCGAAUACAUCCAUUCCCGCAACUUCAUUCACCGUGAUAUCAAGCCCGAUAACUUCUUGAUGGGUAUAGGAAAGCGUGGCAACCAAGUCAAUGUCAUCGAUUUCGGUCUCGCUAAGAAGUACAGGGACCCCAAGACUCACCUGCACAUUCCGUACAGGGAGAACAAGAACCUCACGGGAACUGCUCGCUACACUUCGAUCAACACCCAUUUGGGUGUGGAGCAGGCUCGCCGUGAUGACUUGGAGUCCCUAGCUUAUGUCCUCAUGUACUUCCUUCGCGGUUCUCUCCCUUGGCAAGGACUGAAGGCUGCCACCAAGAAGCAGAAGUAUGAUAGGAUCAUGGAGAAGAAGAUGACCACUCCUACUGAUCUCCUUUGCCGUGGCUUCCCCAACGAGUUCGGCAUCUUCCUGAACUACACUCGUGCGCUCCGUUUCGACGACAAGCCCGAUUACUCUUACCUGCGCAAGUUGUUCCGGGACCUAUUUGUCCGCGAGGGCUACCAGUACGAUUACGUCUUCGACUGGAGUGUUAGGAACCAGGACGAUGCUGGCGCUAGCACCAGCGCCAAGGGAGUCUCCGCUAGGAGAAAGGUCGUCCAAGAGGAGGACGACGCGCACCGUCCCAGCGACCGGAUGCUUCGUUCCCAUACUCGUCAACAGCAGCAGGCGGCUGGUUUGCCAGGUGCUGUUGGCCAGCAGCGCGUCAGGGGACGGGACAAUGAUAUCUGGUAA